Messenger RNA from Aptenodytes forsteri (emperor penguin), 2259 nucleotides. RefSeq names its product dolichol kinase (gene DOLK). The transcript has 2 exons. The record is from RefSeq and is a predicted model, not a curated record. Gene Ontology annotation, biological process: dolichyl monophosphate biosynthetic process. Gene Ontology annotation, cellular component: endoplasmic reticulum membrane. Gene Ontology annotation, molecular function: dolichol kinase activity. NCBI's taxonomy places the organism in Eukaryota, Metazoa, Chordata, Aves, Sphenisciformes, Spheniscidae. The coding region runs from base 523 to 2094 and encodes 523 amino acids.
AUAUGGCUGCAACACAUCCUAGAGUUAAACAGAAUAUUGCCAAUAUCAAGAUGGACUAGAAGCAUAUUUUAGAAUAGAUAUCUUUGUAACAAAAAUGACCCAGCAGUGCUGUAGAAGCAAAACAAAUUAAGCUGCUUAAUGCUAAGGAUGUGGUGAACAUCCUGUUGUGGCUGCAGGCAAAAUGAUUUCUGUUCAUUUGAUUUUUCUGUGCUCAGAUUUUCAGCUUAGCUUAUCUUGACAGUUCUGGUAAUAGAUCUAAAUUAGAUGAAAUAUGCCAUUUGACAACUUUUUUUUUUUUUUAAAUGAUUGUGAUGUUUUCUUUCCUACUUCUAUUGUAAAUACUACAUAGCAUUGUAAAACACCUGCUGCAGUAGCGGAAGCAUUCAAUCAUAACACCAGUAACAGAAGGAGAGAGAGGAAUUGCGGUAGCAUGAAAGGGAAUUCUUCCUAAUGGGCAACUAUUGAGCACAUUGGGACUCCUGAGAAAGAUUUUGAAAGCUCGAGCCACGUUGGACUGGAAUCAUGUUAAACAAGCCAGUGCUGGCAGAAUCCCUGAUCGUGUUCAUCAUCGUUCUCUUUGUGCACGCAGUGGUGUGGGACCGGUAUUCCUGGUGCGCUGUCGCUCUCGCCAUCCAGGCUUUUUAUGUCCAAUUCAAAUGGGACCGUCUGCUCCAGCUGGGUGGGGCUGUAUUCCAGUUCCGUACAGCAGCGAACAGUGGCCUCCUGCCAGCUAGCAUGGUCAUCCCCUUGUUGGGAAUAGCGAUGAAGGAGAGGUGCAAGUCUGCUGGCAUUGUGUACUUUGAACGUUUUGGCAUAGUUGUAGCUUCCACUGGCAUGCUGGUUGCUCUCUUUCUGUCUGUAAUAGCGGUUGGCAUCACAAAACCUGUGCCAACCAACACUUGCAUACUUACUGGUGUUGCUGGCAGUAUAAUUAUCUAUACCAUGAAGCACUCUUUGACUGUUUCAGAAGUGAUAGAGGUCCUAGAAGUGCUGCUAAUUUUUGUCUACCUCAGUAUGAUCUUGCUGUACUUGUUGCCUCGAUGUUUUACUCCUGGAGAAGCAUUGCUAGUUCUCGGAGGUAUAAGUUUUGUUCUCAAUCAGCUCAUUAAACGCUCACUGAAUGUAAUCGAGGGCAGAGGUGAUCCCAUAGAUUUUUUCCUUCUGGUAGCAGUUGUUGGAGUUGUUCUUCUUGGGCUUUUUUUCACUGUGCUCUUCGUUUUCAUGGAUUCGGGUACGUGGAUCUCCUCCAUGUUUUUCCACAUGAUGACAGCAGUGCUAGGCUUAGGGGUCAUCAUGCCUUGGCUGUACCGACUGAUCCAGAGGAACCCUUUGUUCUGGCUACUCCAGUUUCUGUUUCAGACACAGACAAGAGUUUACCUUCUUGUAUAUUGGACGCUUUUGGCUGCUUCAGCGUGUGGCGUAGUUUUCUACCAGAAUGCUAAGAGAUCAUCUGAAUCUAAAAAACACCAGGCCUCGACUAUAACCAGGAAAUAUUUCCAUUUCAUUGUUGUAGCUACUUACGUUCCUGGACUAAUUUAUGACCGCCAGCUUCUCUACGUUGCUGCAGUACUGUGUCUGGCAGUGUUCAUCUUCUUAGAGUAUAUUCGGUACUUCAGGAUCAAGCCAUUUGGCCAAACCCUUAGGCAUUUGCUGUCUCUCUUCUUGGAUGAAAGAGACAGCGGACCUCUCAUCUUGACUCAUAUUUAUCUCCUCCUUGGCAUGUCCCUCCCAGUAUGGUUGUUCCCCAGAUCUUGUGCUCCUAAAGGUACCUUGUCUGGGGCAGGAGCACUGGUCCCCUACUCUGGGGUACUGGCCGUAGGGGUAGGAGACACUAUUGCCUCCAUUUUUGGUAGUACAAUGGGGGAAAUCAAAUGGCCAGGAACAAAGAAGACCUUUGAAGGGACAAUGACAGCUAUUUUUGCUCAGAUCAUUGCUGUGGCUCUUAUUCUGAUCUUUGACAGCAGUGUGAAUCUGAACUCCAGCUAUGCCUGGAUUCUGGCAUCUGUGAGUUUAGUUUCUCUUUUGGAAGCUUACACUACCCAAAUUGAUAAUCUGCUGUUGCCUCUCUACCUCCAGAUAAUGUUUAUGGCUUAGCACUUCCAGGAACAGAGGUUUCUCCCUUUCUAGAGAAAAGUGGUAAUAGAAUAUGCACUGUAAUGAGAGAUCAAAGCUGAUCUAAACACUGCUUUUGGUGCAGCAGACAAAAUUGUUAAAAACAGAAAUGAAAAAGACCUAUUUAAAAUAAAGGGUUUGUUUUGG